Aspergillus calidoustus is the source of this 1239-nucleotide messenger RNA. NCBI's taxonomy places the organism in Eukaryota, Fungi, Ascomycota, Eurotiomycetes, Eurotiales, Aspergillaceae. The record is from the annotation of a GenBank genome assembly.
AUGACGACCGUCGCACAGCGACGCGAUCUUGCUGGGCUUGUGAAGCGAGUCUACAUCCACCCGUAUCUCCUCGAAUCGCUUGGUGCGACAGACCACCCUCGAGAAGGUUUCAACCCUUCUUGCCGGCGGGAGUACAUCACCGACAAAGAAGCCUGCCUGGAGCUGCGGGCAUUCGCAGCCUCGAUAAGGGUCGCAAAGCCGCGAAAACCGAGAACGGGCGAUUUUCUCUCGCUUCUUCUCGCUGCACUGCCAAACCUCGACCGGUGCAGCUUCCAGCUUGCCCCCUAUAAUGAUGACAUUGUUCGUGCUGCGCGACUAUCCGCGGCGGGUGUUACAGAGCUCCCGCUGCGCACACUCGACAUCUCGCAGCGCACCGGCUGGAUACAAAGCGACUCGCUCAGCUUUGAGAACUGCGUGCGAGCGCUUUUCAACGUAGCCUUCCACCUCGAAACGCUCAAUCUGCAUGCGUGCCACGUGGUUCAGCCCAAGACCUACGCUCCAUUCCUGGCCAAUCUCAAGUAUCUCCGGAUGACUCUCGACCGGUCACCUAGCAGCAGAUUGGAAGUCCUACUUUCCUCGUGUACGAGUCUGCGCAGCUUCACCUACGAGUCCGCGGUCUACCAGUACAGCACCUAUCGUUCGGAGGAAAACUUCCGCCUACACCAUGCGGUCGAGUAUCUGCAUCACAGCCGGGAGACGCUCGAAUCCGUACACCUUGACCUGAGGCUGCGUGGACGACCGAGGCCCGGAACUCAUGAGCCGGCCACGGCGAUACCGAGCUUUCGUAACUUUCCAGCAAUGAAAAAGCUGCUCGUUAACCUGCAGGAGUUUAAGACUUUGCCCUUGGCAGACGUCAAAAUCCUACCAGAGUUCCUCCCACCGAAUAUCGGGUUCCUGCAGCUCCCCGGUGAGAUUGACGAGUGCCAUGUUGACCGGCCGCGAGAGAGAGAAAUACCAGUCCUCUCCGGGCUCGCCGAGGCAAUUGCCCAAGGCGGUUUUCCGAAGCUAAAAGAAAUUCAAUGCGAUGACUUCCUUGGUCCGCCCGACGUAGAAGUUAUCACCAGUAGGCUCGCAGCAGUGGGGGUUGCUGUUGGGUACAGGACCUGGCCGUCGACGACGUUUACACUGGAUGACACGAAGUGGUCGGAUUUGCCUACGAUGUUUUCUCCUCCAGCAGGCUACGAAAAUGAGAUUGGUUAUAGUAUACCGUUCCCGGAUGAAAAUGAGCCUGAUCUUUGA